Messenger RNA from Nymphaea colorata (pocket water lily), 1930 nucleotides. RefSeq lists its product as uncharacterized. The transcript is spliced from 14 exons. The record is from RefSeq and is a predicted model, not a curated record. Lineage: Eukaryota; Viridiplantae; Streptophyta; Magnoliopsida; Nymphaeales; Nymphaeaceae. Bases 201 to 1571 code for a protein of 456 amino acids. Gene Ontology annotation, biological process: protein localization to cell surface; attachment of GPI anchor to protein. Gene Ontology annotation, cellular component: GPI-anchor transamidase complex; membrane.
CGCUUGAAUUGAAGGACGAGCCUAAUGGAAUCGACAUUGGGUUUCAAGGUCAGUCGAGUUGGACCUCCGGCGAGGGUCUCACGUUCUCUGGGCGGCGGAGGUGGGCUCGUCUACAGCCCUGCACAUGCCAGUUCGGCCAUUUGAGUUUCUCAGACUGAGUGAGAAGGAACAGAAGGGGGAAGGCAAGCGCGAGAGGGAAAAUGGCAGAGAUGCAGAGGAAGGUGGGGAGCUUCUGGUUGUGGGUCUUGAUCGCAAUCUUUUCACGCCUUCUCCUUAUUCGCUUCCCUCUCAAAUUGGACUCGAGACCGGAGAUCGCGACUCCUCUCACCAGCCUCCGUCGAUUGGCUGAAGGUUACUGGUUAAAGCAAUCUUCCUUGUCUCCUUAUGAAGGGUCUCUCUACCAUGGUUCUCCUUUGUUACUAUAUCUGCUUGGACCUGCUUCAAUUGACAGGACUCAAGGCCACUUCAUAAUCAGUUUACUGUUUACAGGCACAGAUUUUAUUGCUGCUAUGCUUAUUCGUGAAAUUGGGAAGAAGCUUCAAGCUGAGUAUAGUAGUCAGUUACUCUCUUUAAACAUUGCCAAGGCUCGCAAAUUUGCAGGGACUGUAGAUUCUGGUGAUAUGGCAUCACUGUUGUACCUAUUGAAUCCAUUGACACUACUAACUUGUGUGGGUUCAACAACUUCCCCUAUCGAAAAUUUGAUGGUCAUCCUGUGCCUCUAUGGAGCAAGCACAGGCGUUGCUCCAUUGGCAGCCUUUGGAUGGGUUAUUGCUACGCAUCUUUCACUUUAUCCUGCCAUCCUAUUGAUCCCUGUAAUUCUCUUGUUAGGUUAUGGCACUGAUACUCCUCCAAAAAAGCUUUUCAAAUAUGUGCCUGCUGGGGCCCAUCCACAUAGUCAAAUUGAACAGACUGAAAAAAGUCAUGUGCAAGUUCAUAAAUUCUCAUGGAGAGCAAUUGUACACUUUCUGGUCUGGGCAACAUUUUGGUGGAUAUAUGUACUGUUUUUGUGCAGCAUCUCUCUUGCACGUUAUGGUGGCUUGUCAGAAAUGUUCAAAAAAACUUACGGAUUUAUCUUAACCGUCUCUGAUCUAUCUCCAAAUGCUGGUGUCUUAUGGUAUUUCUUUGCUGAAGUCUUCGACUUCUUCAGAGUAUUCUUUUUGAUGGUUUUUCACGCAAAUAUCCUAUUCAUGAUGUUUCCACUGGCUGUGCGUCUGUAUCAUCGACCAUGCUUCCUUGCAUUUGUGUAUAUCACAAUUUCUUCAAUGCUCAAAUCUUAUCCUUCAGUUGGGGACUCUUCUCUAUACUUGGGUCUCAUUGGCCUCUUUGCCAAUGAACUUGCAGAGAUGCGGUUCUCCUUUAUGCUGGUGGGAGGUUACAUUGGGGUCCAUCUCUUGAGCCCUGUCAUGCACAAUCUUUGGAUUUGGAGGGGUACUGGAAAUGCGAACUUUUACUUUGCGACUGCUUUAGCUUAUGCUUGCUUCCAGACAAUUCUAAUAGUUGAGAGUGUCAGCACCAUGCUGAACCAUGACCGGAAGUUGAAGAAGCAACUGCAAGCAGAUGCUGUAAAGUAACAGGCUUGUGCCACAGGCUGCAUGAUGUCAUCGUGACUACUAAAACAUCCCCUGAUUGCCGGGGAAGACGAAUACAGCCUUUCAGGAUCUGCGAAGUAAUUAUUUCAAUGGAUGUUCGAGCACCUCUUUAUGCUGUAGCCUAUGAAAUGGGAGCAUUGUUGGCCAAGGCUCGUUUUUUUCACUGUAUCCCGCUUCUUAGAAUAGAAUCUUUCAAUAGUAACUAGCUUGAUUCCAAAGCAUUUUUUCUUGUUGUUGUUAUCUUUUUUUCUUCAAAUUUGAUCAUGUACAUCUGAACUGCACAGCUGAUUGGAUGAGAAUUAACCUUUGAAUCCACGUCCUGUUCAAAAGCAUAAUGUUCU